Callorhinchus milii (elephant shark) is the source of this 1596-nucleotide messenger RNA. RefSeq names its product POC1 centriolar protein homolog A. Gene Ontology annotation, molecular function: protein binding. NCBI's taxonomy places the organism in Eukaryota, Metazoa, Chordata, Chondrichthyes, Chimaeriformes, Callorhinchidae. The transcript is spliced from 11 exons. The record is from RefSeq and is a predicted model, not a curated record. Gene Ontology annotation, biological process: cilium assembly. Gene Ontology annotation, cellular component: centriole; ciliary basal body. The coding region runs from base 52 to 1380 and encodes 442 amino acids.
GGGGCCUCGGCCUCAGGCCUCAGCCACAUUCAAACCGACACCGGCGGCGCCAUGAGCCCUCAGGAUGAUCCAGCCUUGGAAAGGCACUUCAAAGGUCACCGAGAUACCAUCACAAGCGUUGACUUUAACCCAAACAUGAAGCAGUUGGCGACAGGCUCGAUGGAUUCCUGCCUGAUGAUCUGGAACCUGAAGCCACAGAUGAGAGCAUACCGCUUUGUCGGCCAUAAGGAUGCCAUCCUGUCCAUCCAGUUCUCACCGUCUGGGAACCUGGUGGCUUCUGCCUCCCGGGACAAAACAGUCCGCCUCUGGGUGCCCAGCGUGAAGGGCGAGUCCACGUUUUUUAAAGCUCACACAGCGACCGUGCGCAGCGUACAGUUCUCCUACGAUGGGCAGACGCUGGUCACCGCCUCCGAUGACAAGACCAUCAAAGUGUGGGCCGUGCAUCGGCAGAAGUUCCUCUGCUCUCUGAACCAACACAUCAACUGGGUUCGCUGUGCCAAAUUUUCUCCAGACGGGCGGCUCAUCGUCUCUGCCAGCGAUGAUAAAACUAUUAAAAUUUGGGAUAAAGCGAUGAGAGAGUGUAUCCAUUCCUUCUACGAGCACGGAGGCUUUGUUAACUACGUGGAUUUUCACCCAAGUGGCACAUGCAUCGCUGGAGCCGGGACAGACAACACUGUGAAGGUCUGGGACGUGCGGAUGAACAAGCUCCUGCAGCAUUAUCAAGUGCAUGCCGCUGUGGUAAACAGCCUGUCCUUCCAUCUCACCGGCAACUACCUGGUCACUGCUUCAAAUGAUUCCACCCUGAAAAUACUGGACCUGUUGGAGGGCAAGUUACUGUACACCUUGCACGGCCAUCAGGGUCCCGCUACCUGUGUGGCUUUUUCCAGAGAUGGUGACUACUUUGCUUCAGGUGGUUCAGAUGAACAGGUCAUGGUGUGGAAGAGUAAUUUUGACAUUGGAGACCCCGGCGAUGUGCUAAGGAAUCAGGCCAGCACUCCUUUUGUGAACUGUACGCUAAAGACAUCAAGAGGAGUGGGUUCAACCCCACAACAAGAGUACGUAAAGGCAGGGGCCGCAGAGCAGCUCCCGGACAGCAACUACACAAAGACAAGGGCAGCAGGUCCCGAUACAGGAAACCAGAGCUACUCGAUCAGGGAGGUGCCACCAUAUACCACGUCUGCUCCAACCGUCAACCAGUCGCUUCAGCCAGAAAUGGCAGCCAUCCCCCUAACCCUGGCCAACACCUUGGAGCAUAUCGUAACACAGCUGGAUGUGCUGACUCAGACUGUCGCGAUCCUGGAACAGAGGCUGACACUGACCGAGGACAAACUGCGGGAGUGUCUGGAGCGAGUCCCUGUGAGUGUGAGGCCCACUGACUGAUCACAGCAGGGUGGGGUGGGGUGGUGGGGGCACUGACUGAUCACGGUGGGGCCACACUCCUUACAUCACCUCCACCCUGUGAGUUAUUGUGUGUUAAUUAACAGUACCACCUCACUCACAUUUGUUGUUUUCAGGAAUAAUUUGUAUAUUUUUGUAUAUUUUGUAUAAGAGGAAUAUUUUUUCUCAAUUUAAUAAACAGUGUAUUUUACUCCAGGA